UGCUUUACAAUCAUCUCAAAACGGCCGUGCGCUGUGGUAGACGUCGUCGUAUAGCUUGGGUCAGUCGUUUUGCGCCUUCCAUCGCGUCGAGUUGUGCCUGCGCUCCCGACUUUGUUGCCCCGUUGUGCGCUCUUUGAAUUAAGUUUUCUUUAGCAACUUUUUUUUCGGCUAUAGAAGCCCCCCAUGUGGACAUUUCGCAAUACAUCCUGCUGCCUCCACUCAGCAAUGCUCAAUUGUCGUGUGACUAGUGCUACAAUAAGUGCGUGAAUAAUUCAACGAAAUUUAUUUAAAUUAAAUUUAAAAUAAAUCUCUGAAACCAACUUUUGCAGGUUUUAUUUUUUCUCCAAAACUUAUACUGGCUUUGCUGCUGAGGCUAACUUCUUCGCGCCAAAAUGAGUCAGUGCAGAGAAUCCGUCGACAUUGUCUUUGAAGACAUCAAAUAUUCCGUUUCAUUACCCAGGCAAAAAGAAAAAAAGCAAAUCCUUAAGAAACUUACUGGAAAAUUCAAUUCGGGUGAAAUAACAGCUAUUCUAGGACCAUCUGGAGCAGGGAAAUCCAGCCUCCUCAAUGUCCUCACAGGAUUCAUUAAAAAGGGUGUUGAAGGGAAUGUAAUGUUCACAAAUGGGAAGAAUGCCGUGAAAUUGAAAAGUAGUCGCAGCUACAUCCUCCAGGAUGACAAUCUCUUCCCCUGGUACACCGUCAAUGAGACCAUGAUGCUCGCGUGCCAGCUGAAAGUCGCCAAUGUGAGCUCGCAAUCGCGACAGAAAAUGAUAGAUAAUAUCCUGAAUACUCUCCAUUUGCUUCACACAAAAAAUACACGAUGCAAAAAUCUAUCUGGUGGCCAGAAGAAGCGCCUGUCAAUUGCAUUGGAACUCAUUGACAAUCCAUCUGUGCUGUUCCUCGAUGAACCAACAACAGGCUUGGACAGCUCAUCAUCGACGCAAUGUGUGCGACUUUUGCAGAAUCUAGCCCGCGAGGGACGUACCAUUAUCUGCACAAUCCACCAGCCAUCCGCCACGAUUUAUAACACCUUUGAUCAUGUCUACAUCAUGGCGGAAGGGCAGUGCGUGUACCAAGGUAGUGCCGACAAUACGGUGUCCUAUCUCAGUUCACUCGGACUCCAUUGUCCCCAGUAUCACAGCCCCGCUGAUUACAUUAUCGAGGUAGCUAAUGGAGACUACGGGAACUUUACAUAUUCUCUGGCAAAAGCUGCAACGGACAAUCGGUGGCGUUCUUCGCAGCUUUGCAUAAUGGACAGAGCUUUAGGUUCUAAGGAUAAUCGCUCUAGUUUUAUAAGUGACAGCAGCAACAGCAGCAGUUCAGAUAACCCAUCAACAACCUCCAUCACCAGCAGUAGACACAUUGAGAGACCAUCUGAAUGGUCAAGAUUUGGGACGCUGAUGAAUCGGUGCAAGUUGCAGUGCUUCCGUGAUUGGACUGUGACUCACCUGAAAGUGUUGUGCCAUGUGCUGUGUGCAAUUCUCAUUGGGCUCAUCUAUGGUGAUUCAGGGCUCAAUGCAACCAAAUCAAUCAACAAUGUUGGUUUCUUGAUAAUCGGUGUGGUCUAUCUGUGGUACACAACAAUGAUGCCGGGUGUUCUGAGAUUCCCAUCGGAAAUUGCCAUUCUGAAGAAGGAAACUUUUAAUGGCUGGUACAAGCUGCGAACCUACUAUUUCGCCACAAUUGCAAUAAUGGCACCAAUUCAUAUUAUGUUUGCCGUUCUAUAUUCUGUGAUAGCAUUCCUGAUAACGCAACAGCCGCUCGAGACGAUGCGAUUGUUCAAAUUUGUCCUUAUUUAUGCAAUUACAACAAUAACAGCAGAUGGUUUUGGCAUCUUCCUCGGUACAGUGGUUAAUCCUGUGAAUGGAACGUUCUUUGGAGCCGUGGGAACAUGCUUCCUGUUGGUCUUCUCCGGUUUCCUCGUUCUCUUCAAUCACAUGCCCGAUGUGAUGCGCAUCCUGUCGUACUUCUCCUUCAAGCGUUACUCCCUGGAGGGCCUGGUGCUGGCCAUCUACGACAACAACCGCUCCAGCUUGUGGUGCCCCGAAACGGAGCUGUAUUGCCACUACCGCAACCCCAUGUACCUCAUCAAUGAGCUCGGUAUGACGCCUAAGAACUUCAAUUUUGAUCUCUCCAUGAUGAUCAUCCAGAUGUGCGCCAUCAAGACCCUCACGUACUUCACACUGAAGCGCCGAAUGACAAAUUAGCUCCUAAGUCCCAAUCGCCGUGUAUAGUAUUUAAGGAAAGGAGGGCCUUAACCAUUUUUUUCGUGGUUUCAGUGUGACUCAUGCGUGUGAUUUUUGUAUUAAUAUAUUUUCUAUUUCGUGAUUCCUCAUUUAUAAGGAAUUCCUCGCAUAUUUGGAGGAAAGGGGAAUUUUUUAGAAGAAGAGAUUUUUUGUCUUGUGAGGAUUUUAUUGUUUAAGGUAUUUUAAUUUUUUUUUUUUGUAAUAAAAAAGGGACAUCUUUGUUAGAUGGAUGAGAA
Messenger RNA from Lutzomyia longipalpis, 2482 nucleotides. RefSeq names its product ATP-binding cassette sub-family G member 1. Gene Ontology annotation, molecular function: ATP binding; ABC-type transporter activity; ATP hydrolysis activity. Bases 393 to 2207 code for a protein of 604 amino acids. The record is from RefSeq and is a predicted model, not a curated record. Gene Ontology annotation, cellular component: plasma membrane. NCBI's taxonomy places the organism in Eukaryota, Metazoa, Arthropoda, Insecta, Diptera, Psychodidae. The transcript is spliced from 11 exons.